Messenger RNA from Kockovaella imperatae, 1689 nucleotides. RefSeq names its product flavin monooxygenase-like protein. Bases 1 to 1689 code for a protein of 562 amino acids. The transcript is spliced from 7 exons. Gene Ontology annotation, molecular function: NADP binding; N,N-dimethylaniline monooxygenase activity; flavin adenine dinucleotide binding. NCBI's taxonomy places the organism in Eukaryota, Fungi, Basidiomycota, Tremellomycetes, Tremellales, Cuniculitremaceae. The record is from RefSeq and is a predicted model, not a curated record.
AUGAAUGAGGUCACGCGGUCCCGAGUCGCUGUCAUCGGCUUAGGCGUCGCUGGCAUCACAUCGAUCAAGAAUCUGGUUGAGCAGGGUUUUGUCAACGUCACAGGGUUCGAGCGGAACGGUCAUAUAGGAGGACUAUGGCAGUAUCACGACGAUCCCACGCAGACGACGGCAUUGAAGACUACCAGGACCAAUGGUAGUAAGCAUUAUUCUGCUUUUCAGGACUUUCCAUGGCCAGACGACGCCCCUCACUACCCCUCGGCGGAUCAAGUUGCCGACUACAUCAGGUCGUACGCAAAGCAUUUUGAACUGGAGCAGUACUUUCGUCUAAGCACCACAGUGCUCAGUUUGUCCCCUGCGGACCGUUCUGGCUCUAUACAUGAUGAAGAUGAUGAUGCCGCAAGGGCAAGCUCGAGUAGAGGAGAUUCGCCAUGUCGAUGGGAGUUGAAGUAUCGAGAUGGGUCAGGGGAACACGAGGAGAUAUUCGACAAGGUUCUGGUGACGAAUGGACCGUGGGGCAAAGCUUGGGUGCCUUUUCUUCCUGGCCAGGAAUCCUUCAAGGGCAAGAUCAUCCAUGCUCAGGCUUACAAAGGACCUGAGCUGUACAAGGGCAAGAAAGUGAUCGUUGCUGGUUUAGGCAAUUCGGGCGCAGACAUAGCCGUAUCACUCGUUGGGCGGCAUCAGAAGUAUACAUCUCGCAUAGAUCAGGAGCACGAGUGGUGUCUCCGGCGGUUCCAAGGUCGCCAAUCGAGACCAGUCGAUCAUCAGAUCACCCGUUCGAGAUGGAUAGCCGGCGCUAGACUCAAUGAGCUGUUCCCUUCCUUCAUGACUUGGCUUGGCUCUAAAGCCACGGAAAUCCUGUUCAAAAAGACGAAUCCGAAAUACAGGGACGAAUGGGGUUUCUUCCCCGCUCCUCCAUUAUCGGCUGUACCGCCCGCUAUUCAGGACGAUCUGAUAGACUGCAUGGCAGACGGCAAGAUCCAUAACUUGUUUGGAAUCAAGCGUUUUACACCCUCUGGCGUGAUCACCCCUAGUACGCGGGACGGAACGGAGCAACUCGAGACGAAUGGUGACGUGAUCAUCUUGGCGACUGGUUAUUCCGCCGACUUGUCCUGGUGUCAUGAUGAAGCCAGUCCAUUCCUUGACAAUGCGCCCGAAUGGGAUGCUCUCACUGACGAGGAUCACAAGGUACCAUACCCUUCUCUCUACAUGAACUUGUUCUCGCCCAAAUCGCCUGAAUCCCUAGCGUUCAUCGGGCCUUGUCGUGGAUUCGCCCCAAUCGAAUUCACAAACUUUGACCUAUCUUCCCAGGCCAUCGGACAAGUCUGGAAAGGUGCGUUUCCCCUGCCAACGCUGAAAGAGCGUAUCGAGUGGUGCGAUGACAAUUAUCGUGCAAAUGUCUUGGCGGGGAAGAGGUAUCGUAACGUUCGUCCUACCAUGCCACCACUCAAACUGGAACGUUGGCUCAACGACGUCAUUGGCAAUGAGGUCAACGAAAGAUUUGGAUGGGGAAUACAAGCUUGGAGAUUCUGGUGGAAGGAGCGAAAACUGUAUCAGUUGAUCAUGAACGGCAUCAAUACGCCGUUCGUGUAUAGACUAUGGGACGGUAGAGAAGGGUCCAGGAAGAAAUGGGCUGGGGCGAGGAGGGCGAUAUAUCACGCAAAUGGUUUAGAGUUGGACGAAAAGAUCUGA